Moneuplotes crassus is the source of this 988-nucleotide messenger RNA. The record is from the annotation of a GenBank genome assembly. Lineage: Eukaryota; Ciliophora; Spirotrichea; Euplotida; Euplotidae.
AUUUAAAUGCCUGUAGGAGUUCCCGAAGAAAACAAUAUGGGGAAGAGAGACCUCAUUAAGAGGAAAAUGGUUAACCACUACUCAAACCUAUACAACAUGAAACCCAUGGUUAAUAACAUCAAUACAGAAUAUGUACCUGCAGCUAAAUAAGAAGAAGAAGAUGGAGGAGAAGAAGUAUAAGAAACCCAAUACUAGCUUUGCAAGGAAGCACAGAGAUGCCAAGAUAGACCAGUUCUUUGGUGAACAGAACCGUUUGUUUAAUUCUCUCCAGAAAGGAGUCAAGCCUACGAUGUCCACUCAGAAUAAGGAUUCGAAGCUAGCUAAAAGAAUUAGAAAGAAUAAAAAUGCUAAUACUUACUUGGAGGAAGAACAUCUCAAAACUUUGGAGCAUAUGAAUAGAAGGAUUAAGACAAUUGACAAGCGUGAAUGCAAAAAUAAUAAGAAAGUAUGAAAGUACUAUGAGAAGCAAAUUCAAGCUAAGAAGAAAGUCUUUGAUAAAAAGAAGAAAGUUCAAAUGAAACCACCAAAGUCAGACACUGACACUGUCUUCGAGUUAGAAGAGAUGAAGGGCACAGAAGCUCUACCCACAGGAGGAGACCAAGACCUGACCAUGGAAGAAAGGGAGAUGUUCAAUAUUGUUAAAGAGGGCUGCAAAAAUAUGAUGAAAAAUAACAAUAGAGCCAACUCAGAUGUAGUCAGCUCGAUGGAUGAGAAAUUUGAAGUAGAGGAAGAAAUGGGCAUCCCAAUUAUAAAAUUCAAGAAAGCACUCAAAGGUGGACGACCAGAAAAGUACAAGAUCUUCAGCUCUGUAGGAUUAAACCAUAUCAUAGAGAAAGAAAUUUGUAGUGACAAAAAGAUCAAUGAAUUCUUCAGUAAAUUUAGUAUGGCGAACAAGAAGUUCUUCCCGAAUUAUGAGCUCUCCAUGAAAGUCCUGAAGCAGAUCCUCACUGACCUGGAGAAAGAGAACUCUUAAUUUAUUUUCAACAGA